AUGGGCAAGAGCAGCAUGAGAAAUAAGAGUGUGGGCAAGAAUGUUGCUGUUGGCAAGAAAGUACAAAAAAAGAGGCCGAUCAGCACCGCUGAGAGGAAGAGAACCAAGUUACAAGUGGAAAAGUUAAACAAAAGUAGUGAGACAAUGAUACCGACGCUGUUACGCGAGACAAAUACGCAAGAACCAUCCAAAAGGAAGGCUGAGUCUACUCUAAAAGCUGAAGAACUAAUAAAGGACCAGGAAAAAGACUCCAAGGUACGAGAACAAAUUCAGACAGAAAAAUCAAAGACAAAUGACAACAUGCUGAAGCAGAUCGAAAUGAUAUCCGGGUUUUCUUUAUAG
Molecule: messenger RNA, 342 nt
Organism: Saccharomyces paradoxus
Lineage: Eukaryota; Fungi; Ascomycota; Saccharomycetes; Saccharomycetales; Saccharomycetaceae
Gene: ADF1
Product: Adf1p
Exons: 1
Coding region: 1-342 (113 amino acids)
Source: RefSeq, a predicted model, not a curated record